AAUAUAAACUUCAAUCUUACGGUUCAAGAUUCUUCGAUAUCUCCUUGUUUCCAGCUUUAAAAGAAUUCUUUCUAUACCGGUAUACGUUUCUUUAGACCUUCAAUUCAAUUCAUCAACUAAAGCAAAGAAAUCUAGUUUCAGUAUUUGAAUGUAGUUUCUCGAUAAAGAAAAAAGAAAAGCGAAGAAAAGCUCCAAGCUUUAUUUGAUUCUGUUGUGUUGAUCAAAAGCCUUUUGAAUAUAGUUCUGAUUGAAACUGAAGAUGGGUUCUGAUUUUCAUGUGCCAUGUUUCCUCAAUUUCAGUUGCCAUAAAGAAAGAUUUCUCGAGGGUGGAAAGAGAGUAUGAGGAAUAGUAAUCCGAUUCCGACUAGAGAGCGAAACCAGAAUAGACCAAACCUGAGGUUCAGAAAAGUCGUGCAGUGCCUGUGCUCGUGUAAACGAUCAAAUAGCCCAAAUGAGAUGAUCCCUUCAUCAGAAUCGACAGGGACGAAGGACUACUCAAUUAGUCUUUAUUCUUCUCAAACUGUAGGGGAGAACGAUAAGAAACCGGAUACAGUUAGUAUUGAAGAAGCAGAGUUAUCGCUUCGCGAAAGUGGUUCUCUGAAUUAUGAGGAAGCAAGAGCAUUGUUAGGAAGAUACGAGUAUCAGAAAGGAAACAUUGAAGCGGCUCUUCAUGUCUUUGAAGGGAUAGAUAUCGCCACCAUUACUCCAAAGAUUAAAAUUAGUCUAGCUAUAAGAGCGCAGCCUCGUAAAAAACGUUCUCAUAAUUACGCAACUCCACCAUUAUCACCACACGCUCUUAGUCUACUUCUAGAAGCAAUUUUCUUAAAGUCAAAAUCGUUGCAGAUUCUCGGUCGAUAUAAAGAAGCUGCUCGAUCAUGCAAAGUUAUACUCGACAUUGUUGAAUCAUCAUUACCGGAAGGGUUGCCGGAGAACUUUGGUGCCGACUGUAAAUUACAGGAGAUUCUGAAUUCCGCCGUGGAAUUGCUCCCGGAGUUGUGGCAACUUUCCGAUUCACCCCAGGAAGCCAUCUCAUCAUUCCGGCAAGCAUUACUCCAUCACUGGAACCUCGAUGAUGAAACAAAAGCAAAAAUCGAAUUGGAUUUUGCUAUUUUUCUUCUCUAUAGUGGCGACAAAGAGGCGGCUCCGCCAAAUCUCCGGUCACAGAUGGACGGCUCGUUUAUACCUAGAAGUAACAUUGAAGAAGCAAUUCUACUUUUGAUGAUUUUACUAAAAAAAAUUAAUUUAAAGAAAAUCAAAUGGGACCCAUCGGUGUUAGAUCAUCUUUCUUACGCGUUAUCUGUUUCCGGCGGACUCGGGGCUCUCGGAAAGCAAUUGGAAUCGUUGAUUCCGGCGGUUGUUGACCGGAGAGAAAGGUAUCUCCUUUUAUCCCUUUGUUACUACGGGCAAGGCGAUGGUUUAUCCGCUUUGAAUUUACUAAAAAACAUAUACAAACAAGAGGAUCCGAAUUGUGUCCCGGCUUUACUACUCGCAUCAAAAAUUUGCGGAGAGAAUCCCGAUUCCGAUUCCGAUUCCAUGGAAGAAGGUGUACGUCUCGCGAAAAGAAUCAUUCAUUUGGAAAACAAUUGCGACGAGAUGGUUGGUGUCGCGUAUUCUUUAUUGGGUGUUUCACUUUCCGGUUAUUCGAAAUCCGCUUUGACUGAUUCCGAAAGAGUUGAGCGACAAUCGGAGGCGAUGAAGGCUUUGGAAACUGCUGGAAGGUUGACCGGAAUGAACGAUUCCAGAGUUGUUUAUGAGCUCAGCUUACAAAAUGCUGAGCAGAGGAAACUGGAUGUGGCUCUUGGACAUGCGAGACAUUUGAUUAAACUGGAAGGCGGGUCGGGCCUUAAAAGUUGGUUGCUAUUGGCCCGAAUAUUCUCGGGCCAGAAACGGUUUUUGGAAGGGGAAACUAUUAUUAAUGCUGCUUUGGAUCAAACUGGGAAAUGGGAUCAAGGAGAUUUGUUGAGGAUGAAAGCCAAGCUUCAAAUCGCACAGGGUCAAGUAAAGAAUGCUAUUGAGACUUAUACACAGCUUCUUGCUGUUCUUCAAGUCCAGAAUAAAAGUUUUGCAACACAAAUGACGAAUCUCAAGGUGGCUGGAAAACGUCAUAAAGAUUUGGAAUUAGAAACAUGGCAUGAUUUGGCGAUGUUGUACAUAAGUUUAUCACAAUGGCGUGAUGCGGAGGCAUGUCUUUUAAAAUCUGAGGCUAUCAGUUACUACUCGUCGUCCCGAUGGUAUAUCACCGGUUUGUUAUAUGAAGCAAAGGGUCUCGAGAAAGAAGCUCUAAAAGCCUACGAAAUGGCUCUAGAUAUCGACCCGAGUCAUGUGCAAAGUCUUGUGUCCAUGGCUAUGGUUCUCAAGCGGCUUGGGGGUGGGUUAGGGUCAGGGUCAGGGUCUGGGUCUGGACCGGUGGUGAGAAGCUUGUUGACGGAAGCAUUGCGGGUGGACCGGAUGAACUCAUGGGGUUGGUAUAAUCUGGGCCAGUUUUAUAAAGAAGAGGGUCCCAUGUUUAUAAAGGAAGCUGUGGAGUGUUUUGAGGCUGCCAGUGUGCUCAAGGAGACUGAACCGAUUGAGCCGUUUAGAUGAGUCGAAUAUAAUUGUGGAUUUAAGUACAUAAAAUGGGGUUUUUUUACCUUUUAGAUUAGUAAAUGAAAUUGUUGCAUAAAUAUUACACAAAACAACAAAAUGAGAGAUCUCAUUGCCGUUUUGGCUUUUUAAAGAGUCGUUUUUAUGGUUAUUGGUCA
Lactuca sativa (garden lettuce) is the source of this 2741-nucleotide messenger RNA. Its product is annotated as protein NPGR2. The record is from RefSeq and is a predicted model, not a curated record. Gene Ontology annotation, molecular function: protein binding. NCBI's taxonomy places the organism in Eukaryota, Viridiplantae, Streptophyta, Magnoliopsida, Asterales, Asteraceae.